Messenger RNA from Cylindrotheca closterium, 1962 nucleotides. Lineage: Eukaryota; Bacillariophyta; Bacillariophyceae; Bacillariales; Bacillariaceae. The record is from the annotation of a GenBank genome assembly.
AUGACUACAACAAUGAUGCGAUUCGGAGCACUGCUGUGCCUUUUAUCUCAAAUAUCCCAAGCCACGGCGCAAACGAACUUUGAUUUUCUAUGGGCGAUUGCACUUUAUGGAAAUAUUACUGCUUCUCCAGGAGAUACGGUUACAUUCAAUUAUGGUGCAAAUCACGAUGUCUGGAUCCAUCCCACUGGAACCUGUGUAGAAACUGGAAAGAUUGCAGUCGGUGCUCUUGGUGCUAGCCCUGCCACCUAUGCGUUUACCGACGCCGAUCUUGGGUCCACCAUCACAUUUGCCUGUGACACUGGAUCUCAUUGCGAGAGUGGUCAAAUUAUCAACUUUCAGAUUGUCCCAGCCACUCCGUCACCAACGGUAGCACCCCCAGUUGUACAACCAAGUUUGAUGCCUUCUGCCGCAUCCGAAGUGCCAUCAAAGUCUCCAAGUGCAGCACCGAUAAGUCCCGCGCCCUCGAUUGCUCCCUCUACCGCUGCUCCCACCACUGCUGCACCUGUCGUAGCUACCCCGUCGCCAACAGUCACUCCAGUCAUUCCUGCUACUCCAUCACCAACAGUGACACCAGCUACCCCUUCACCAACAGUGACAGCGGCCACUCCUUCACCGACAGCUGCACCUAUCACUCCUUUGCCAACAGCCGCCCCUACAAUUGCACCCGUCACCGCGGCACCAACAAUUGCUCCUGUAACGGGUGAACCAACAGUUGCUCCCAUCACUGGUGAACCAACCGCUGCCCCCAUCACUGGAGAGCCAACGAAGGAACCCACUCUUGCCCCUACACUGGCCCCAGAACCAUCAGCAGCACCAUCGGGAGGACCAGAAAUAACAACUGAAACAGCCACAGACUUGAGUCAAACGCUUCAAGGAAUGACCGAGUGUGAUGAACUUUGCCAACAGGAAUGGGCCUCUCAGAUGUUUGAAAGCACAGUCAACUAUUUUGCUCGUUUGGAUGCUGAUUUUACUGUUGUUACCAAUACUCCAAAGAUUACCAGCGUUGAAUUGCCAACCAGACGUAGAUUACAAGGUGGAUCAUCUGGCGUUGUUGUGAACUAUGAUCACGAAUUCCAAUAUACAUCUGAAGGGGACACUACUGUCCGAGUGUACGAUUUGGCCGCACAACCAUUGGCAACAUCAGCUAACCGAAACCAAUUUGUCGCAAAUCUCAAGUCGAGAGGAGAUUUCUUCACGGACCUUACUGGAGUCACUUCCAUUGACUCUCCUGACACACCUGCACCAACUGGUGCACCAGUCGCGAGUCCAGGCACCGAAGCAGAAGAUGAUGAUCCUCUAUUGUCUAGAAAUGCUAUCAUUGGUAUUGCUGCCGGAGGUGGUGUCAUUGUUUUGGCAUUGAUUGGGUUCCUAUGUUGUAGAAAGAAGGAUAACGGACAAGACGGUAGUGGCCCACCACCUGAUGUGCUCAAGGUCAACCAUGGAAGAGACGAAGUCAGCACACUUGGAGGUCCGGAUAGACCCUAUGGAGACCAAAGUGUUGCAACAGUUGACUACGACUAUUCCAAGGCAUACGGCGGAGGUGGUGACACUUCGGUUUCGGAAGCUGGUGGUACGUAUGGAUCGAACAACCAAGGAUUAUUGGAUCCUGUGAAUGCUGGAGCCACUGGAGGAGCUCUUGGCGGAUUCGACACUGGUGGUUCCUUUGAAGACGCCUACCGUGCCACUGGCGGCAAUGUCAAAGAAGAUCUGAUUCACGUAUUCGCACCCCCUGGGAAGCUUGGAGUUGUUAUUGACACUCCAGAUGACGGAGCACCAGUGGUCCACGCCGUCAAAGAUUCUUCUAUAAUUGCUGACAAGAUACAGGUUGGUGAUAAGCUCGUGGCAGUAGACGAUGAAGAUGUCAGAGCGAUGACAGCAAUCAAGGUGUCCAAACUCAUUAGUCGAAAGAGUGCCAACCCAUCAAGAAAGCUGAGUAUCAUCAGAACGACUGUUAUAGAAUGA